This is a messenger RNA of Aedes albopictus (Asian tiger mosquito), 2651 nucleotides long. Its product is annotated as glycogen phosphorylase. Gene Ontology annotation, biological process: glycogen catabolic process. Lineage: Eukaryota; Metazoa; Arthropoda; Insecta; Diptera; Culicidae. The record is from RefSeq and is a predicted model, not a curated record. Gene Ontology annotation, molecular function: glycogen phosphorylase activity; pyridoxal phosphate binding. Gene Ontology annotation, cellular component: cytoplasm.
GGCGAGGUAUAAAAGACAGAUGACAAGAGAGCGGCCAAACAACAACUCGCGGCGACGACGGCGCAUGUUUGACCUUCCACAAGGUGACCGCAUCUCAGUUGGAGAAUCGCUGUUUUCACUUGUAGUGCAACUGUGGUUCCGAGCGGGUCGCACUUGAGUGUUCUCCUCCCGAUACUUCUUUGGGGUAUUUAAUUGGUGAAUUGAACGGUUUUGGACAGUUGUUGAGUGAUACUUGUGGUGUAGCAUCUAAGUGUGAUUGUCCGGGUCUUAAAAUGUCCAAACCACAGUCCGAUGAGCAGAAGCGGAAGCAGAUCAGUGUCCGAGGAAUCUCGGUUCUAGAGGAUGUGAACGAAAUCAAGAGAGGCUUCAACCGCCAUCUCCACUACACCCUGGUGAAGGAUCGUAAUGUCGCCACCGUGCGCGAUUACUACUUCGCCUUGGCCCACACCGUCAAGGAUCAUCUGGUGUCACGCUGGAUCCGAACGCAGCAGCAUUACUAUGAAAACGACCCCAAGCGCGUCUACUACCUGUCGCUGGAGUACUACAUGGGUCGUUCGCUGCAGAACACCAUGAUCAACUUGGGCAUCCAAACCUCCUGCGAUGAAGCCAUGUACCAGCUGGGUCUGGACAUCGAAGAGCUAGAAGAACUGGAAGAGGAUGCCGGUUUGGGUAAUGGCGGUCUCGGUCGUUUGGCUGCCUGUUUCCUGGAUUCUAUGGCUACCCUGGGAAUGCCGGCCUAUGGUUACGGUAUUCGCUACGAGUACGGUAUCUUCGCCCAGAAGAUCAAGAACGGUGAGCAGAUCGAGGAACCCGAUGAUUGGCUGCGUUACGGAAACCCGUGGGAGAAGGCUCGUCCGGAGUACAUGAUUCCGGUUCAUUUCUACGGACGUGUGAUCGAUACCGCUGAGGGUAAGAAAUGGGUUGAUACUCAAACCGUCUUCGCCAUGCCUUACGAUAACCCAGUGCCUGGAUACGGAAACAAUUUCGUGAACACGCUGCGUCUGUGGUCGGCCAAGUCUCCAAUUGAUUUCAACCUGAAGUUCUUUAACGAUGGUGACUACAUCCAGGCUGUGUUGGAUCGUAACUUGGCUGAGAACAUUUCACGCGUUCUGUACCCGAACGAUAACUUCUUCGAAGGCAAGGAGCUGCGUCUGAAGCAGGAAUACUUCAUGUGUGCGGCCACCCUGCAGGAUAUUGUUCGCCGUUACAAGUCCUCCAAGUUCGGUACCCGUGAUGCCGUCCGCACAUCCUUUGAAGACUUCCCGAACAAGGUCGCCAUCCAGCUGAAUGAUACCCAUCCAUCGCUGGCCAUUCCCGAGCUGAUGAGAAUUCUAGUCGAUGAUGAGAAGCUGUCCUGGGAGAAGGCCUGGGAUGUUGUGGUGCGCACUUGUGCCUACACCAACCAUACCGUUCUUCCGGAAGCUCUGGAACGUUGGCCAGUGUCACUGCUGCAGUCAAUUCUGCCUCGCCAUCUUGAGAUUAUCUACCACAUAAACUUUUUGCAUUUACAAGAAGUUGAGAAGCGCUACCCUGGAGACUUUAAUCGCAUGCGUGCUCUUUCGUGUGUUGAAGAGGAUGGCGAUAAGCGCAUCAACAUGGCCAACCUGUCGAUUGUAGGUUCGCAUGCCGUGAAUGGUGUCGCUGCCAUCCAUUCCGAAAUCAUCAAAAAGGAUAUCUUCAAGUGCUUCUAUGAGAUGACUCCGGAGAAGUUCCAGAACAAGACCAACGGCAUUACUCCACGUCGUUGGCUUCUUCUGUGCAACCCAGGUCUGGCGGAUCUGAUCGCAGACAAGAUCGGAGACGAAUGGCCAGCGCAUCUGGAUCAACUGACCAAGCUGAAGGCAUUUGCCAGGGAUCCAACAUUCCAGCGGGACGUUGCCAAGGUCAAGCAGGAAAACAAGCUGAAGCUCGCUCAGCUGUUAGAGAAGGACUACGGCGUGAAGAUCAACGCUGCCUCGAUGUUCGACAUCCAGGUCAAGCGUAUCCAUGAGUACAAACGUCAGCUGCUCAACUGCUUGCACAUCAUCACCCUGUACAACCGCAUCAAGCGUGACCCAACGGCCAACUUCACUCCACGUACCAUCAUGAUCGGAGGAAAGGCUGCUCCUGGAUACUACAUCGCCAAGCAGAUCAUCAAACUGAUCUGCGCCGUUGGCAAUGUCGUCAACAACGAUCCUAUUGUCGGCGAUAAGCUCAAGGUUAUCUUCCUGGAGAACUACAGAGUCACGUUGGCCGAGAAGAUCAUGCCAGCUGCCGAUCUGUCCGAGCAGAUCUCCACCGCCGGUACGGAAGCGUCCGGAACUGGAAACAUGAAGUUCAUGUUGAACGGUGCCUUAACCAUCGGUACCCUGGACGGUGCCAACGUUGAGAUGGCAGAGGAGAUGGGCAACGAUAACAUCUUCAUCUUCGGUAUGACGGUGGAUGAGGUCGAAGAUCUGAAGCAACGUGGUUACAAUGCCUACGAUUACUAUAACACCAACCCGGAUAUCAAGCAGUGCGUCGAUCAGAUCCAGAGUGGAUUCUUCAGUCCUGGAAAUCCUCACGAGUUCACAGACAUCGCCAACGUGCUGAUGAAGUACGAUCGCUACUUUUUGUUUGCCGAUUAUGAAUCGUACAUCAAGGCACAGGAUCAGGUGUCGGCCACGUAUCAG